GCGGGUCUGAAUGGGAGGAAUGGAGCGAAAGGGGAAAAAGGAGAUCGAGGCAUGCAGGGGCAAAAAGGAGAGCCGGGUGAAAAAGGACUUCCUGGAAUGGCUGGAGACACUGGGCGGAAAGGUUCAAAGGGUUUACGUGGUUUGCAAGGAAGGACGGGACUUCCUGGGUCAGACGGAGUGAAGGGGGAAGGUGGCAUCACUGGCAAACCAGGAAUCCCAGGUGCAGAAGGAAACCAGGGAUCGAAGGGCGAACGUGGCUUGUCCGGUACCGACGGUCCCAAAGGAAUUUUGGGCCAGAAAGGAGAAAAGGGUGCUAAAGGUGUUCCUGGCUUGGCUGGCUUCAAAGGCCAAGGAGGCCUACCUGGCAAGGCCGGCGUUCCUGGGCCACUGGGGAACCCGGGACCACCAGGUGAUCCAGGAUUGCAGGGCAAAAGAGGAAGAAGAGGAAGACCCUCGCUCUGCCUCCAGGGACCCCCGGGGACCCCUGGCGAGAAAGGAGGAAUGGGAGAAGAAGGCCUCGCUGGCCAGAAAGGAGAAAAAGGAGAACCAGGAAUUUCCGCCGAAGACGUGAAGGUCAUUAUCAGGAGCGAGAUGAGCAGGAAAGACGACAAAAACAUCUGUACAGCCAAACGUCCGGCAGAGUCCGGUGCCGGUUCCUUGGCAGAUGCCCAGCAAAUGGCGGAGGAGGCCCCGCUGGCCAAAGAUCCGGCAGCAGAAGACCCACUGGGCAAAACCAAAGAAGAGAAGCAGAAAGAUCCCUGCGCCUUGCCAAUGGACGAGGGCGCCUGCCUGCAGUAUGUGGUGCUGUGGUAUUUCCACCCGGAAACUGAGACCUGCCGUCCCUUCAUCUAUGGAGGCUGCGCGGGAAACGCAAAUCAGUUUCCCUCCAAGGAGAGCUGUGAGCGGAAGUGCAAGAGAGGAAAAGGAAGGUGACCAUCUGCAGAGCAAACAGGUGACAUCCAGACACGCAAAGACAACCCUCUCCAAAUUGUACAGAUGGCAAAGAGCUGGGUCUGCAAUAGUCUG
Molecule: messenger RNA, 1026 nt
Organism: Ahaetulla prasina
Lineage: Eukaryota; Metazoa; Chordata; Lepidosauria; Squamata; Colubridae
Product: collagen alpha-1(VII) chain-like
Exons: 12
Coding region: 52-933 (293 amino acids)
Molecular function (GO): serine-type endopeptidase inhibitor activity
Source: RefSeq, a predicted model, not a curated record